CACGUUUGAAUUUCUCCGCCAUUGGAUCGUAGCGCUACGACUGUUACAAAAUACAAGGUGUAAUCGUAGCGAGAGAAAAUAAACGUUUAUUGUUGAAUCCACACGUGAAGCAGUUAUUUUUGUCUGUCAUUCACCAUUGUUAUGAAAUUUUUGGUGAUAUGAAUGAAAUAUUUUUUCGUUGAAAAUGUCUCUAAAAGUGAUUUUAUUUUUAGUAAUGUGCUUGUAGCAUUAUGAGAAAAAAAUUAAUUUUUUAAAAUUCAUAUUUUUAAUAGCAUCGAGAACAAAACAAAAUGGUACCUGCACGUUUGUUGAUAUUUUUCUUUGUGUCAAUAAUUUAUCAAGGUGGUUAUGCUUCAGUAUUUGAGUGGAUUUGGAGCAAGGAUACAGAUGAGACUACUGUUUUAGUAGCAGAUGGUGUCCCAUUAAUCUCAAUUCCUUAUGAAUCUAUGACAGAGGAUGAAAAGUUCCUUCAGGAAGCUGCAAAAUUUACAGAAAUACAGGUGUCAUCGCCUUUGGAAACAUGCCAGCACAAAGUUAUUAUGAAGGUUAAAACUUCUUGCUCUGGGAUGAGCGAGGAACAACUUGCUAAACUUAGCGUUAAUCUUUUGAAUUGUCAGUCUGCAGUAGAAGGCAGAAAAGUAUUCCCAUGCACUGACGAAAUGUCACUGAAACAAUGUACCACAGACAUGGAUGCAGAUAUGUGGAAUGCAUAUCAUUUAAUGAGUAAUAGAGCUAGAGCAGUUUGUUAUGCAGCCCGUAGUACUCAGUUUCGUGCUCUUACAGAAUUGACUGUAAACAAAUUAAUGCAAUCUGCACAUACACAAAUUAAAACACUAAGUUCAUUAAAAGAAGGUCAAGACCGUUUAGAAGAACAGACUGUACAAGCCUUAUUAGCUUUAUCAGAAGGUAAUAAAGCAUUGCUGGAACAGCAAAAACGAUUAAAAGAAGCACAAACAUCUGCUUCUAAUCUCGUGACGACAAAUUUGAGGGAAUUGAAGAAUGAAAAGGCCUUGAUUAAAUCUGGACAUGCACAACUUGCAAUAAUUGCAGACGAUAUUAGGAAAAAAUUAGAAGAGGCAAAUAAACGUUUAGAGCAACAAACUAUUGAAAUGGAGGAAAACCAUGAUGAAAUAUUAGAAGAUUUGUAUAAUGUUCAAGAGCAAGCACAAGUGAUGUGGGAUAAGAUAGAAGCCAGCACACGUAAUAUUUUCGACUACCAUGAAACAACACUUAUUCGAUUUGAACAAGCUAUAGAAAAAUUAAAUCAGGUUAACAAUACUGUUCACUAUAUUUGGAAUCUAACAAACAGCAUGCGUGCAGAAGUGGAUGAGAAAUUGAAUUGGUUGACCAGUUACAUUGGUGACACUGGAGAAAAAAUGUAUCAAAUGUAUCGUGUAGGCUUGCACAUUGUUUACUUAUUAUUUGCUAUGGUGAUUGCUGCGUUCCUUCAUGCGCCAUUAUUGACCAGAAUUACUAUUAUGGGACUUGUACCAUUAAACUUAGUGUCUUUCUUGAAACAUGGCAUGGAUGCUUGUUUGGAUUUUGUAUCAAUAAGCGUAUUAAUAUUCUUAAUCACGAUGAUGCAUUUCUUAAUGAUUGGAAUUCAACGUUUAUGCGGUGCAAAAAGGACAGAAACGCGAUCAGACCCCAUUCAAGUCAUAAACCAAAUUGGAUCUGCUCAAUUACCACGUGUCUCUUCAGUAUCUUUCUAUACAAAUCUGAAGACAAAUAUCAGGAAAAUCUAUGUUUUUGCCCGUUACCAAAUAAAUCAAUUUAUUCAGAAAUUUAACACGCUGAUACAAGCAGCAGCUUCAUGGAACAGGCGAAGUUCGACACCACACGAGGAAUUGUCUUGUUCGUAUACCUCUUCGAGGAAAAAUCAGGAAGAUCUUGUUCGUAAUUAUGAACUACAACGUGAACAAGAGUUUCCAACUAUGUCUGAAGAUCUCAGCGAUUUCGAACAUUCGAACUUGAUGAACAGGUCUAUUGAUGAUUUUGACUAUUUAUUCGAUGCCAAUGAUCUGAGGCGAAGAUUAAAGAGAAGAGAUGGUUCUGUCGGCAGAUCUAAUUCUUAUCAACGUUCACCCUCCAGGAGUGUUACUCCAACAUCAAGAAUGCUAUGUAAUGCUAUAACAAAAAGUGGCAAAAGAUGUCGAUUAUUUACAAUGAAUGGACAAAGACAUUGUAAUAGACAUAUCAAUGGAAGCACAAUAGGUGACUAAAAAAUUUUUUAGCACAAUAAUAAAUUAGUUAAUUGAGUUAAAUGGAAUUAGACUGAAAUUGUAUUACAUUAAUUGAAUUGAAUUUUUCAAAAUAAUAUUCUUAAUGAAUUGCAUGGUUUGAUGUAAUUGUUUUAUCAAUUGUACAAUUUAUUGAACAUUAUAAAUGUCCAUAAUUUUAACGUCAAUACGAUGCCUUUCAAGAGUAUGACUCAUAAAAAAAAAAACUGCGUGAUAAAAUGGUUUGUAUAUUUCAUAUUUUGAAUGGGACUUAAAAAAGAAUUAUAAUUGUAUAUAAAAAACAGCUAUUGCUAAUGUAUUUUAUAUGUCCUGUAUUUCUAAGAAACAUAAAUUAAAUGAUUGUAAUUUAAAUUAUUUUAUACAAACUCUCGUGUUGUAAAAGUGAUAUUAAUAAAACAAUUGAAA
This is a messenger RNA of Frieseomelitta varia, 2645 nucleotides long. RefSeq names its product protein brambleberry-like. The record is from RefSeq and is a predicted model, not a curated record. The transcript has 9 exons. NCBI's taxonomy places the organism in Eukaryota, Metazoa, Arthropoda, Insecta, Hymenoptera, Apidae. Bases 291 to 2222 code for a protein of 643 amino acids.